Messenger RNA from Talaromyces rugulosus, 1530 nucleotides. RefSeq lists its product as uncharacterized. Bases 1 to 1530 code for a protein of 509 amino acids. Lineage: Eukaryota; Fungi; Ascomycota; Eurotiomycetes; Eurotiales; Trichocomaceae. The record is from RefSeq and is a predicted model, not a curated record. The transcript has a single exon.
AUGUCUCAGGACUCGGACUCUCGCUCACAGGCCUCUUUGGCUCCUGCUGCAGAGAUCAUAGUUCCGAGCACGCCACCACGCCGAUCCAUUCUUUCGGCAUCCCCAGAUCUAAAGCCAGUGCGCGAUACCAACGAUAACAACAAACAUGCCGGGUUCUGCUCACCGCAGCCUGCAUCCUCGUCUGAAAUGACUCCACCGCCCUCGUCUCAAGUGCAUGCUCCUCUGCGCCGCCGAUCGCACACCAGAUCCAGAUCAGAUUCUGGCUCCCAUGUGGUCAUCCCGGCUUCUCCUCCUAGUGGAUCUCUAGAAAAAUCACUCUAUGCUGCUUAUGGCGCUGCGGAGAAUUUGCCCACAGCUGAAGAGAUCGAUGCUGCAGGUGAUCUCCAGCUUCGGACGAUAGCCAAGGACCUCUUGGGCGUAGCGCAAGAGGCUCGCAUGUCGGCUCUGCACUUCAAGCUACAGAACAGUCUUCUUUCCUUCACAAGCAACGAAGCCAUUAAAAAAGCAGAAGUUGAACACCAAUUGGCUCGAAGAGAGGUCGAGAUUCUUCAGAGUGCAGAGUACCAGAGCCGCCGUGGCAUGUCCAGUUCUCGGACACCUCGGCUGUCCCCAAGUCCACAGCUAAACGCUUCUUUGAAAAGAAUUGAAGAACUGGAGCGAACCAACGCCAAAUUAGAGGAGAGACUCUUGAAUGCGAAGAAGCUCAUUAAAGAAAAGAUGGAGGAAGGAGACUUCAAAAACGAGUCACUUAAGGACGAAAAUGGGCGUUUGAAGAAGCGUAUUAGAGAUAACCGCGAGCAUCUGACUCGCCUCCUCGACACAGGCUCAUUGUCUCCCAGCACUCGUUCUGAAUUCCAAACCCCACAAAGAAAGUCCUCGGCCAGAUUCCCAGACAGUGCACGUACACAAGCGAGCAACCGUGGUGGCAAUCACGAUGCCUUUGCUACUCUUCUGGCUGCCGAUCGUGUGUUACAUGGAGAUUCUACAACCCUGUCACCCGCAAAAUCUCGCCAGCCGAGGCAUAAUCAUGGAGUCUCACACGUACGGGGGGCUCAUUCUAUGUCUUCUUUUCCAACGACCCCACGGCAUUCUUCUACCGUUGAUGAUACACAAUACAUAACUCCUGGGAGCCGACCUAGAGAGAGACCUGUCGAGCAUACCCCUGAUCAAAGACAGACCCGAGGACAAGGAAGCCGCUACGAUCGUGAUAGCACAAUUUCCGCCUCUGAUGCGGAAGAAGUCGUUACAGAUGAAGACCUCCCAGCUUCUCAGGCUAGCUCCCUUGCCACCAGUAUGCUCCGCCGUCAACCCGAGGCCAACCAAAAAGAGCAACCCCCAGCACACAACCUCAACAAGGCCAACACACUAUUCCAGACAAAGCUUUUUGGCCAAGUGAGAAAGGCAGGAGUUGAGCGGCCAGAUGCAGCUUCACAGAAACGCAAAAGAUCAUUUGAAGAACUAGGCCCGGCGUUGAAAAAACCCAAGGAUGUCGGCCUCGGUAUUGAUUCGUGGAAGGUGUCAUCAGCAUGA